CAGUUCGUGGCUGCGCGAUCGUGAGGACGGUCGGGAUUUUCGUCGUCACUUCGCUCAGAUCAGACUUCCGCGGCGUAGGUCCUCUUUCCGAAGAAGAAGAGGAAGGAGAAGAAGAGAAAGAAGAAAAGGAAUUGAGUUAGGAGAUAAGAGGAGGAGGAGGAGGAGGAGGAGGAAGAGGAGGAGGAAGAAUUGAAGACGAAUACGAACACGAAUAGAGACGAAGAAUAAAAAGAAGAAGGCAAGACAAAGACAAAAGAACGACGAGGAGAGUGCAACGACUACGAGUCUCUCUUUCUCUCUCUCUCUCUCUUUCUCUCUCUUUCUCCCCCCCCUUUUUCUCUAUAGUGUAAUCAAGGGCGUAGAUAACGCAUUAAUAAGACGUCUAAAAUGUUCUCCGGUUUAACGAACCAAGUUUCAAAUUGGAUGGGAAAGAAAGCCGACGAAGCUCCAGAACUUCCGCCGGAGGAAAAGAUUCCACCGGUCGAAGGUGGCGAACUCGUCGAGGGCGAGAAAAAAGACAGUCCCACAAAAGGCAGCAAGUUCGACAUGCUGGUUGGUGUAAAAUCUCAAAUGACUGGUUGGCUCAGUGGUGGUAUCCCAGGAUUGAGUCGUGGUGGACCGAAUGACAAUAAUACUCACGUGCCAUCAACGGAAACGAAUGAAAUUCAAAACGUACAAAAUCCCCAAGAGAUCACGACAGAACAAACGAAGGACGACGAUGCCAGCAGUGCAACUGGAGGAGCAGAUAGUGGUCCUGGUAGUCUAGGAGGAACACCGACCGAGGACAAGGAAGGACAACAACCUUUUGGUGCUGUUUCAACGAAAGCAUUGGCAGGCGCGAAGAGCCUCGGAGGAUUUUUGUACAGCGCUGUGAACAAGGCCGGCAAGACAGUAGUCGAGGCCAGUGUGAAAAUCAAGAAGACGGUUGAAGAAAACAGACUGAUUGCCGAACUCAAUAAAGAGCAAGAGGCUUUCAUCGCGAGUAAGCAAAAUGGAAAAGGCGAAGCAGUCGCCCCAUGGGUUGGAGCACCGAACGAGGAUGUAUUGCGCGAGGAAUGUCUGUCUCUAUCUACGGAACGUCGUAACUUCACGAGAGCACCACCACCCGACGUUGAAUUCGCUUGGGAUUUCGAAGCCGUUCAGCCUGUGGCACGAGCCACACUUGCCCUGGACCCUAAUCUCGAGAAGAUGAGAUACGAAUUGGUUCCGAAAGUCGUAUCGGAGGACGAAUUUUGGCGCAAUUAUUUCUACCGAGUGUCGUUACUACGACAGAGCCACGAGCUUAACGCGAUGGCCAACCAACAGCAAAGUGAAAACCCCAAUCAAAAUCUCAGCACCACCGAUAGCAUGGAUCAUACUCAAGUUCAAGUGACCACUGGCCAAGAAACGAGUACCACUGUGACGACGGGCAAUAACAACACGUUGGCCGAUUCACCAGGUCACGAAUUCGUUUCCGAUAGUAUGAGGGUCUCGGACACGGACCUUGAGGAGGUUCGAGAAGGCAUGAAAAAGCUGGGAAUGCAACCAUCGAAAGAACUCUCUUCUCGUUUAUGUUGAGCCUUGCGUAUAUCUCGAGAAAUCUAAUGACGCCUGUCAACUAAACGACCGCUUUCCAUUUCUAUUUUGUCAACAGCCUAAAAAGAAGAGGAGAACUCCCAUAUUGCCAUUAUCCAAAAAGCACACCCCCCGAUUCUUCAGAGAAUACGACAAGCUUAAACCCUUUUCUUUUAUUAUUAUUUCUCUUUUCCGUUUUCCUUUUCUUUCGUAAAAUCGACGAUUUCGGUUCUGAUGUUAUUUUUUUUCUUUUUCGUUUCUUCUUUCGUUCUUUCUUUUUUUUUUUUUUGUUUUCCUUGAAUUUAAAUUUCCGUGAUAACACUCAAAUGAAACGUCUCUCUUUUUAUUUUUUUACAUUCAUUACCAUUGCGCAUUACUUUCAUUUACUAACUAUUCAUCAAACGAGUUAGUAUUAUUAUUAUUAUUAUUAUUAUUAUUAUUAUUAUUAUUAUUAUUAUUAUUAUUAUUAUUAUUAUUAUUAUUAUUAUUAUUAUAUAUUAUAUAUUAUAUAUUAUACAUGUUAUUAGCAUUAAUUAUUUAUUAUUAUUAUUAUUAUUAUUAUUAAAUUAUGCACCGACGAUCCUUUUUUCCCAAACGACUACGUUCGAUUCAUUCUCUCAUCGCCGACAGUCAUCGCGAUUUCAUGUCGGUCGUCUAAGAUCACUUCUAAACUAAUUGAAAGUUUAGGAAUAUUAUUAUGAUUAUUGUUACACUGUCAUCGCUGGUUAUACAUAUUAUUGUCAUAAAUAACCUAGUCAGUAAUAAGAAUUAAUAAUGUUCGAGGUAAUGUAAGAAAAAGAAAAAAAAAACAAACAAACAAAAAAAGCUAAUAAGUUAGGUAUUUAAGAGCAAGAGAGUGUAGUAUUUAUGAGGUAAUAGAAAGUGUUGUAAUCAGUAUGAGAGGAAUGGUAUGAGAGAAAG
Messenger RNA from Vespa mandarinia (Asian giant hornet), 2475 nucleotides. RefSeq names its product Synapse-associated protein 47kD (gene Sap47). Gene Ontology annotation, biological process: regulation of short-term neuronal synaptic plasticity; TORC2 signaling. The record is from RefSeq and is a predicted model, not a curated record. Gene Ontology annotation, cellular component: cytoplasm; synapse; Golgi apparatus. NCBI's taxonomy places the organism in Eukaryota, Metazoa, Arthropoda, Insecta, Hymenoptera, Vespidae.